This is a messenger RNA of Lepus europaeus (European hare), 2142 nucleotides long. RefSeq names its product NGG1 interacting factor 3 like 1 (gene NIF3L1). The coding region runs from base 101 to 1234 and encodes 377 amino acids. Gene Ontology annotation, cellular component: mitochondrion; cytoplasm. NCBI's taxonomy places the organism in Eukaryota, Metazoa, Chordata, Mammalia, Lagomorpha, Leporidae. The record is from RefSeq and is a predicted model, not a curated record. The transcript has 7 exons.
CCGCUGCCUAUUGCCGAAGGCCGGGAGAGCCGGCCCGGGACAGGAAGUGGUGGCUACGGAGGUGUGCCGGGACUCAAACUGAGCGUUGCCUGCUUGCUGUAUGUUGUCAUCUUGUGCGCGCCUGGCCCCCACGACGGUCCGGCUUGUCCAUUCUCUGAACUGCAGUUCUUCCCGUUCCUUCAUGGAUCUGAAGACACUCAUUUCCUCCUUGAAUGACUUUGCAUCCCUGUCUUUUGCUGAGAGUUGGGACAAUGUUGGAUUGCUGGUGGAACCAAGCCCACCACAUACUGUGAAUACACUCUUCCUGACCAAUGACUUGACUGAGCCGGUGAUGGAGGAGGCUCUGCAAAAGAAGGCAGAUCUCAUCCUUUCCUACCAUCCGCCCAUCUUCCUACCCAUGAAGCGCAUAACCUGGAAGUCCUGGAAGGAGCGCCUGGUGAUCCGGGCUUUGGAGAACAGAGUUGCCAUCUACUCUCCUCACACAGCCUAUGACGCUGCACCCCAGGGAGUGAACAACUGGCUGUCCAAAGGGCUCGGAGCCUGCACAUCCAGGCCCAUAUGUCCUUCCAAGGCUCACAGCUGUCCUACGGAGGGAACCCACCGAGUAGAAUUCAACAUUAACCAUACCCAAGAUCUGGACAAAGUCGUGUCUGCAGUGAGAGAAAUUGAAGGUGUUUCUGUCACUUCUUUUUCUGCUAGGACUGAUGGUGAGGAACAAACACGGAUCAGCCUGAAUUGUACUGAGAAAGCUUUGAUGCAGGUGGUGGCUCAGCUCUCCCAAAACAGACAACUUUAUCAGAGAACUGAAAUUCUGUCACUGGAGAAGCCUUUGCUUCUACACACUGGAAUGGGACGAUUAUGCACCCUGGAUGAAUCUGUCUCCUUGGCAACCAUGAUUGAGCGAAUCAAAAGACACCUCAAACUACUUCAUAUUCGUUUAGCUCUUGGGGUAGAAAGGACCUUAGAGUCACGUGUCGAAGUUGUGGCCCUGUGUGCUGGCUCUGGGAGCAGCGUCCUGCGGGGUGUCGAAGCCGACCUUUACCUGACAGGUGAGAUGUCCCAUCAUGAUGUCCUGGACGCUACUUCCCGAGGAACCAGUGUCGUCCUCUGUGAACACAGUAACACGGAACGAGGCUUCCUUUCUGACCUCCGUGAUAUGCUGGGUGCCCACUUGGAGAACAGGAUUCAUAUUGUCCUGUCAGAGGCGGACAGGGAUCCUCUUUGUGUGGUGUAAGGCGUGCAGGGACACCAAGAUGACACAGUCUGCAGAUUGCAUCUCAACUCAGAUGUGCAACGUGAGUCAGUGGAGUCGAUCUGUCUGUCUGAAAGAGCCUCUUAAGAUACAUGGGGAAGCUUCAAAAAGUUCAUGGAAAUGUGUAUUUUGAGAAAACUGCAUAGAUUUCAAAAACAUUUUCACAAAAUAGACAACUUUUAAUUCCAUUUUCUGCAGACUUUUUGAACUGCCCGCAUUAUUAUCUUUUCCAGUUUAUCUGGUUCAACAAAUGUUCUAUAGUUUAUAAGGAAAAAACUUAACUACCAUAACGAAGAACAAAUAUUAAGAAAGAUCAACUAAAAUUGGUUUACUUAACAUUCUUGGGAAGUAACCAAAUAAUUUUCCCCUUAGUUUCAUUAGAGUUGGGAAAUGUUAAUCUGGGUAUCUCUGCCAUUGGUUAGUUUUAAAAUGUCCUCUAAAAACUUGGGAUUGAGGGGCCAGUGCUGCGGUGCAGCGGGUUAACGCCCUGGCCUGAAGUGCCAGUGUCCCAUAUGGGCACCGGUUCUAGUCCCGGCUACUCCACUUCUGAUCCAGCUCCCUGCUAUGGCCUGGGAAAGCAGUAGAAGAUGGCCCAGGUCCUUGGGCCUCUCACUUGCAUGGGAGACUCAGACUAACUGCUAGCAAUUAUCUUAGGCUCAUUUCCCUUUAUAAAAAUAGAUACCCCAAAUUGAGAAAACCACAAGGCAAAUGGCUGAUAUACUUCAAAAAUGUCAAUGCUAUGAAGACAAUCCUGAGGAACUAUCCCAUUCCAGACUGUGCAUCUCUGGCCAUUGUGGCCAACUGGGAAGUGAACCAUCAGAUGGAAGACCUCUUUCUCUCUGUGUAACUCUUUCAAGUAAAUAAAUCUUAAAAAAAAAAAAAAAAAAAAA